CCGACUGCAGUGAGGUGGACCGGGCCAUCUAUUCCUCUGGUGUAUAUCGGAUAACGCCGUCGCCGGGUGUCAGCUUAGACGUGUACUGCGACAUGGACACUCCUGACGGACCCUGGACGGUUAUACAGAAUAGACAGGAUGGCCAAGUGGACUUUUACAGAUCUUGGGAAGACUACAAAAACGGAUUUGGGAAUAUCAAGGGAAACUUUUGGCUGGGAAAUGAAGCUAUCCAUAGGCUAGCAUUGACAGCGUCGGUCCUCCGCAUUGAACUGGUGUCAUGGCUAGGUGACGCUCGGUAUGCACAGUAUUCUACAUUCAGAGUUGAAAACGAGACCGCAAACUACAGACUGACAGUAUCUGGAUUCUCCGGUAAUGUUACAGAGAAUAGCAUGGCCCCACAUAACGGAAUGUCAUUUUCAACCUUCGACAGAGAUAACGAUGAAAGUGGUGUCCAUCAAUGUGCUACGCUCUGUAAAGGAGGAUGGUGGUAUAAUUCCUGCUACGGCACGAAUCUAAACGGCGCCGAAUACAAGAAUGAUGCUGAUAACGUUAAACAACUCGUGUGGAAGUUUUUCUAUCCCAGCAGGAAAUAUGCAGGAAUGAGGAAGACAAAGAUGCUUGUAAAACGUAUUCAACCUUGACCCUGGCGUUACGAUGACCGUAGCACACGCUUUCUGUGUUUCAGGACCAGGCGGAACAUUGGUCAUAUUCAGUUCCUAGCAGACGUAAAACAGUUUUGACUGUUACAUUCAUACAUGGAUACUUAUUGAGAAUUCAAUAGGAAGUACUGUUCAGUUUCUGAGUUAUGUGCACAUUCCUUGUUUACUUGGUAAAAAUUCCGUAUUAAUACCACAACAUAUUCGUUAGGUUACAUAUCAAAAGGAGAAAACAAAGUGUUUUGAAAAAAAAGUUAGAGCGAAAAAAGCCAGGUGGUGCUGAAGGAGCAUAUGUAUGAGUACGGUCUGAUCACGCGUCAAGUGGUUGAAACCCAGGGAGACUGCGGAAUGAUCUUUUCUGCCACCCAACAGGGCAUCCUAACCGGUCACAUUAUACUCGCCUCGGGCGAACCAGUUAUCCUUUACUUGAGAUAUUUUAAUCUGAUUUCAUAGUCCUAUCAGCUGGGAUCAUAUAAGGACUGCCUCUACUGUACGUGUGCCUAUAAUGUAUAUGGUUUUGGAGGCUGUGGUAUAUAGAUGUUUGCUUCCCUGUAACAGUAUAAAACUGAUGCCGACUUUGAUGUGCUAACUCACUGAAGUAUACUGUUGGCGACAUUGAGACACCACAUCGGCUACAUUAUACUAACUACAGCCCAACCAGUUGUGUGAAAAAUUCAAAUUAUUUAAAAUCUGAUCUUUUAAUGAUCUAAAGACACAAAGCAAUAAUAUUUUAUGGUAAAGGGGACCUUCCUUAGAAAUAGCGAAAACACUAUUGAAAUGUCAAAUUUCAAAGUGACUACCUGUUCGCCAUUGUGUUUGUCAAUCAGCUUCAAACCUAAAACCUUCAAAAGUCGAGACCAAGAGAUCCUUUUGGUUCUUCAGAAAUAGCGAUAAUGAGGAUUUUUUUAAAGACGGACGACGGACCAUGAACGAAGGAUGAUUUGAACUGCUCACCAUGUGAUGUAAUGCCUUAAUUAUCAAUAGACUAGAAGGAAUUACGGCAAUUUACAGUAUGCCAUUUUUUUUUGUAUUUUUUUUUUUUGUAUCAAAAUUGAUUACGACUGUUGUUUUCCUUUCUGCUACUAGAUUUCGGAAACGAGAAUAGAAAUGGAUUUUAAUGUCACCAACGUUAUUGGAACUCUAUGUUUUUUUUUAUGUCUGUGGUACUUUCGUUAUGUAUUUUUAGUUAAAACUUAAACUUAGAAUAUUAAACCGUUAAGCCGUUUAACCGUUUAAACCGCUUAAUAGCAAACCAUUUAUAGUAUACAAGCCUAUAAUACGCUAUCCUGGUGCAAUUUAACACAGGUGACUUGAUUAGUUUUAGUACAUGUAUGCAUUUUAGCUAACCAUGUAUCUUGGCGUGACAAGUAAUUUUGUUAAGCUUUCUUUUCAACAAAACUUGCAAACAAUGCAUGUUUCAUGGAGACCGAAUUAGUUUAUUGUUAUCACAUACAUUUAUAUUAUCUCCUGCUGCCGUUUUGAUGAUUGCUGUAAGUGGUACGUAAUCACCGGAUAUUGUCGUUAUGAAAUAAUUUGGGGUUAGUUGAUGACAGAUCUCCAUCCCCUGUUGACGAAGUGAACAGAUAGGGGAUUCCCGCGCUCUCGCCAGCCAGGUUACUAUCAGAUGUGCUGGCUCUAUUAAGUCUUUUUGUUCAGGAAUACCGUUCGUCUGUCAUAAUUCCCUAACGUGUUGUCCUAAUGGGAUACGAAACACCCGUGCAAUACUAAUUUCGAACAUCAGACCCUUGUUAGAGAAGAGCUCGAGAGACGUAUUUCCCUUUGUAAGCACUGUUUCUCUGUCGCAAAGAAUGAGGGCAAGAAAGAGACAU
Molecule: messenger RNA, 2485 nt
Organism: Pecten maximus
Lineage: Eukaryota; Metazoa; Mollusca; Bivalvia; Pectinida; Pectinidae
Product: angiopoietin-related protein 7-like
Exons: 4
Coding region: 93-641 (182 amino acids)
Source: RefSeq, a predicted model, not a curated record